Peromyscus eremicus (cactus mouse) is the source of this 5044-nucleotide messenger RNA. It is a transcript of the gene Cnnm1, whose product is annotated as cyclin and CBS domain divalent metal cation transport mediator 1. Gene Ontology annotation, biological process: magnesium ion homeostasis; transport. The record is from RefSeq and is a predicted model, not a curated record. NCBI's taxonomy places the organism in Eukaryota, Metazoa, Chordata, Mammalia, Rodentia, Cricetidae. The transcript is spliced from 11 exons. The coding region runs from base 49 to 2904 and encodes 951 amino acids. Gene Ontology annotation, molecular function: transmembrane transporter activity. Gene Ontology annotation, cellular component: plasma membrane.
UCGCACUCGGCUUGCUGCAGUAUCACGUGCAGCCGCGCCGGGUGCAGGAUGGCGGCGGCGGCCGCGGCGGCAGCAGCGCUGGGUGUCAGGCUCCGGGACUGCUGCAGCCGGGGCGCCGUGCUCCUGCUCUUCUUCUCUCUGUCACCUCGGCCCCCGGCCGCUGCUGCCUGGCUUCUGGGUCUGCGGCCCGAAGACACUGCUGGAGGCCGUGUGUCCCUGGAGGGGGGCACCCUGCGUGCGGCCGAAGGCACCAGCUUCCUCCUGCGGGUCUACUUCCAGCCUGGGCCGGCGGUCUCCGCCGCGCCUGUGCCAGCACCUUCCCUGGCCCCGGGGGAGAACGGCACGGGCGACUGGGCCCCACGACUCGUGUUCAUCGAGGAGCCCCCCGGUGCGAGCGGCGUGGCGCCCAGCGCGGUCCCCACGCGUCCCCCGGGACCGCAGCGCUGCCGCGAGCAGAGCGACUGGGCGUCGGACGUGGAGGUCCUGGGGCCCUUGCGCCCCGGGGGCGUGGCGGGCUCGGCCCUGGUCCAGGUGCGGGUGCGGGAGCUGCGUAAGGGCGAGGCGGAGCGCGGCGGCGCGGGCGGCGGCGGGAAGCUCUUUUCGCUGUGCGCCUGGGACGGGCGCGCUUGGCACCACCACGGCGCGGCCGGCGGCUUCCUGCUGCGCGUCCGCCCGCGGCUCUACGGCCCGGGUGGGGACCUGCUGCCGCCCGCGUGGCUGCGAGCGCUCGGGGCGCUCCUGCUGCUGGCCCUGUCCGCCCUGUUCAGCGGCCUGCGCCUGAGCCUGCUCUCGCUGGACCCGGUGGAGUUACGGGUGCUGCGGAACAGUGGCUCGGCCGCCGAGCAGGAGCAGGCGCGCCGUGUGCAGGCCGUGCGCGGCAGGGGGACCCAUCUGCUCUGCACCCUGCUCCUGGGCCAAGCCGGUGCCAAUGCCGCGCUGGCCGGCUGGCUGUACGCCUCGCUGCCGCCGGGCGUCGGGGGUCCGGGGGAGGACUACGGCGAGGCGGGGGUUCACUUCCCGUGGCUGCCCGCGCUCGUGUGCACCGGCGCGGUGUUCCUGGGAGCCGAGAUCUGUCCCUACUCGGUGUGUUCGCGGCACGGGUUGGCCAUCGCCUCGCACAGUGUGUGUCUGACCCGGCUGCUCAUGGCUGCCGCCUUCCCGGUGUGCUACCCGCUGGGCCGCCUCCUGGACUGGGCGCUGCGCCAGGAGAUCAGCACCUUCUACACGAGGGAGAAACUGCUGGAGACGCUGCGGGCCGCGGACCCUUACAGCGACCUGGUGAAGGAAGAGCUCAACAUCAUCCAGGGUGCCCUGGAGUUGCGCACCAAGGUGGUAGAGGAGGUGCUGACCCCCCUUGGGGACUGCUUCAUGCUGCGCUCCGAUGCUGUGCUUGACUUCGCCACUGUAUCCGAGAUCCUCCGCAGUGGCUACACUCGCAUCCCAGUGUAUGAGGGCGACCAGAGGCACAACAUUGUGGACAUUCUGUUCGUCAAAGACUUGGCCUUUGUGGACCCGGACGACUGUACCCCGCUGCUCACAGUCACCCGCUUCUACAACCGGCCCCUGCAUUGCGUCUUCAAUGAUACCCGGCUGGACACGGUGCUGGAGGAGUUUAAGAAGGGAAAAUCUCACCUGGCCAUUGUCCAGAGAGUGAACAAUGAAGGCGAAGGAGACCCUUUCUAUGAGGUGAUGGGCAUUGUCACACUGGAGGACAUCAUAGAAGAGAUCAUCAAGUCAGAGAUCCUAGAUGAAACUGACCUCUACACUGACAACCGGAAAAAGCAGAGGGUCCCGCACCGGGAGAGGAGGCGCCAUGACUUCUCUCUGUUCAAGCUUUCAGACUCGGAGAUCAGAGUGAAGAUCUCGCCACAGCUGCUUCUCGCCACGCACCGCUUCAUGGCCACAGAAGUGGAGCCCUUCAAGUCUCUAUACCUUUCGGAGAAGAUCCUGCUCCGGCUACUGAAACACCCCAAUGUGAUCCAGGAGCUGAAGUUUGAUGAGAGAAACAAGAAAGCCCCCGAACAUUACCUCUACCAGCGCAGCCGCCCUGUGGACUAUUUUGUGCUGCUUUUACAGGGUAAAGUGGAAGUGGAGGUUGGUAAGGAAGGCCUUCGCUUUGAGAAUGGAGCCUUCACCUACUACGGUGUUCCAGCCAUCAUGACCACAGCUUGCUCAGAUAAUGACGUGCGGAAGGUUGGAAGUCUGGCUGGAUCCUCUGUCUUUCUAAACCGGUCCCCUUCUCGAUGCAGCGGCUUGAAUCGCUCUGAGUCUCCAAACCGAGAGCGCAGUGACUUUGGUGGGAGCAACACGCAGCUGUACAGCAGCAGCAACAACCUCUACACACCCGACUACUCGGUGCACAUCCUCAGUGAUGUGCAGUUUGUGAAGAUCACACGACAGCAGUACCAGAAUGCACUCACGGCCUGCCACAUGGACAGCUCGCCCCAGUCCCCAGACAUGGAAGCCUUCACUGAUGGGGACUCCACCAAGGCCCCCACGACCCGGGGCACACCCCAGACUCCAAAGGAUGACCCAGUCCUCACACUCCUGAGCAACAGGACCAGCUUGCCGUGCAGCCGCUCAGAUGGUCUGAGAAGCCCCGGCGAGGUCGUAUACCUGAGGAUGGAGGAGAUGGCCUUCCCCCAGGAAGAAAUGACCAGCUUUGAGGAGCACAAGACACACCAGCUCUCGCUGUCCCCUGCAGCUGUUCCCACAACAGCAGCUUCCGAGGCUGAAUGCUGUAACAUCCACCUGGAGCCAGAGGCCAGCCCCUGCAGCAGCGACUCUGAGGAAACCAUGGGCAAGAAGCUGCUGAGAACCUUGAGUGGUCGGAAAAGGAAGAGGUCAGCAGAUGGAGAGAGAGCCUCCGAGGAAAACUCCAAUUUAACACCUCUGAUCACAUGAUGAGGGGAAGACCUCAUUGGCUGGGUGUGAGAUUGCAAGGCUUUGGGGGAAGAGUCACCCUCCCAUCACUUGCUUCCCCCAAGGCCUCCCACCGGUGACAGAACACUCUGCCCUCCACCUUACACCCUUCUCAGUCAGUUUGGCGAGUUUCCCAGUUGUCCCCAGUGUGACACAGAAGGAGAUGCCUGUAAUGGAAGAUGCUAGACGUGGUCUCGUCCAUAGCAUAGUCCAGGACUGGCAGGGAGGUGACUCCAAGCUGACAAAGCCACUCUGAGGCUCCCAGUGAUAUUCUUUGUUCUUUGGUGUCCUUGAGCCACAGGACACCCAUGUCCUGGAACCCACCAUGCUUUCUUCCAGAACAAAAUAACCCUUUCUACCAUAGUUCAUGCUUAGCAGUAACUCGGGAGGUGAUGCAGACAGAGAGGUGUAUUAGAGUCUAGAGGAGCAGGUACGAAGAUCAGUUCCAGGGAUGGACAAGGAUUCUUCCACCAGAAUUUCAGAGUGUGGGACUCACUGUCAGUGCCUGGAUUCUCUCUGAAGCCUGGGGAAGGGCAAGAGAGGAAGCCUUGGGUCACUGUAUCUCCCCAGGACGUGUGAGUUUGGGCUUCCAGUAAUUAAUCUCUCAAUAAGCCUGCUUCACAAGGGGAGGAUCAGGGAGCACAGAGACCAAGUUGUGAGCCAGACGUGGAACUUCAGGUUUUAAGUGAAAAUCAAAGCAGGAAAAAAAAAAGAUGUACAUGAAAAAGAUUGUUAAGUUACAGUGAGUUUAGCCAUGAUAAACCAAAGAGUGCCCAGUUCAGCCAGGAAGGAUCCGUGCUGUCACGGGACUUCAGUGUGCUUGACACAGGAAUGUUGAAUGCUCGCUUUUCUUUUUCACAUAUCCCCACUGUCAGCCGCUUACUAUAUCCCUUGCUGGUCAGCUAAGUAUUCCAAAAAUUUACUAGAUCCAGGGGGUUUUAGUCCUGGAUGUUAAGGCAGAUGCAAUUCCAAUCACAACCACAAGAUGGCAGAGUGAGCAUGCAUAUCUACUCCUAAGACUAAUGUAGGUAUUGGGGAACGCAGCCAGCCUAAGGGAAAACAUAAGUCAAGUUUGAGUUAUUUGAGUUUCUGAUUUAUUUCCCAGCCCUUGCACACCUCCAGUCAGUACCCAGAGAUGCAGUUCUGCCUGCUGCAUCUCCAAGCCAUUCCCAAGCCACCUUUUCCCCUCCCCCACUCAGUCACAGGCAGAUGGACAGCUGACAAUUCCUCUACGUUAUCUGUGUCUCAAAGGAAAAUGAUUGCCCACAGGAACUUUACUUAACUCAGGGGUUGUUAACCUGGGGCUGUUACUCCAGGGGAGUCCGUAGUUUGACUUCAGAGGGCCUAUGAAGCCCUUAAAACUGUCGGAACUUAGCGUUUUUGUGUGUUUUCCAGAGACUUGAAGCUUUCUUAAUAUUCUCAAAGUUCCCAGACCCACAAAGGCUUUUAAUAGUUUUAAAUAGUGGAACUUUCAGCCCGGUGUUUCUGCAAUGCAGAGUGAAUAUUGGACACUUUGAGAAUGGUGUUUAAUUGUAAGUGGUCAAGCGUUCUUGUGAAUGGGGGAAGGCUGGCACCCACCAAGACAGGGUCCUCAGAAAUCCUUGGCACACCACACAGUAUGGUACAACCUACAUCCCAUGUAACUUUUGCCCAUUGUCUACCAAACCACAGUUGGUAUUGCCAAGAGGGCCCCGGCCGACGGGAGGGAAGACUGGAGCCAGGGUGCCUCGUCUGUGUGUGUGUCCCUGACUUCACAAGCCCCUUGCUUAGCCUGGCUGGCCUGAGGCUCAGCCAUGCAUGUGUUCUAGCUAAUUCCAUAGCCACCACUCCCUGUCUGCUCCUGCCUGGUCAGGAUAGAUAGUGCCAGCACUCAGUGCUGGGGGUCUCGGACCUAGGCCAGUAAGUGAUGAGUUUUGAACGAGAAUUCGCAAGGGAGCCUGCUGGACAAACAACGCUCCCUCUCAUUAUCCCUUAGGCCACCAGCCCAGGCCACUGCUGUUGCAUUAUCCCCUCCCCCCGCAGAACCUCUAAGGAGCCUGUCACCACUCCUUAUCUCCCAGACCCCCACAUUUUCUUCAGGUUAAAAUAAAUUUUAAAAAAAGAUUUUAAAAUAAAGCAUUUA